Molecule: messenger RNA, 2734 nt
Organism: Xylaria bambusicola
Lineage: Eukaryota; Fungi; Ascomycota; Sordariomycetes; Xylariales; Xylariaceae
Product: putative serine/threonine protein kinase
Exons: 2
Coding region: 293-2578 (761 amino acids)
Biological process (GO): protein phosphorylation
Molecular function (GO): ATP binding; protein kinase activity
Source: RefSeq, a predicted model, not a curated record
CUGCACAACCAAUACACACCAAAUCCCAUCUUCUGUCAUGAACACCCGAAAGAAAAUGGACCAGUACUAUAUAUUUUUGAGAAACUCCAUGAGCGCUGUAGCCGUUGGGCACUUCCAGGGGCGUCCAGGACCUUGGAGGCCACACUUGCCAACCAUUCCUGAAAACAAAGACACCGUGAGGCAAGUAACUUAGCGUGGCAUGGGCGCUUGCAAAUAGGAUCUCUCAUGACUAUUACGUUAUCAUUGAAGAUACUGGCAGCAUUCUUCAAGAAGUAAGAGAAGUCCACGAAAUAUGGAGCGCUUACAAGUUUUGGGGCUGGGGGCCUCUGCAUCACGGCAGAAAGCUGUGGAGGAUGCUGCGAAGAUGCAGGCUUUCGUGGAAGAAGAGUGUACGCGAAGUGGGAAACCAGUCCCAGAAUAUCGACUUACAGAACUGAUUGGAAAAGGAAGUUUUGGUCGAGUCUACAAAGCAAAUGAUGUGAAGACAUCUAAUAUUGUGGCUGUCAAAAUCAUCGACGUCGACGAACAAGACACUCUAAACCCUAAGCUCCAAGAUACAUACAGUGAGUUCCUCAAAGAAAUCAAUGCACUACGCCUAUUGAGCGAUAGUGGUGCCAAGAACGUGAAUACCGUCAUUGAGGCAUUGCCUGUUGGUCAGGCUAUGUGGAUGGUAACCGAAUACUGUGCUGGAGGCAGUGUGGCAACGCUCAUGAAGCCAACAGCUCCGGGAGGUCUUCAAGAGAAGUGGAUUAUUCCUAUAUUACGCGAAGUUGCUGUUGCAAUCCACUGGGUGCACAAACAAGGCAUCAUCCACAGAGACAUCAAGUGUGCAAAUGUCUUGAUAACAGAAGUCGGUGGCGUGCAGCUGUGCGAUUUUGGUGUGGCCGGUAUGGUUGAGACAAAGUUCGACAAACGAACCACCUUCAUUGGAACUUUGCACUGGAUGGCACCAGAGCUCUUUGAUCAGAAUGCACAGUACGGGACUGAGGUUGACAUUUGGGCCUUUGGGUCUAUGGUAUAUGAGAUUGCGUCGGGGCUGCCACCAAAUGUCCGGUCCAAUAUUAGGAUACCUCAAUUUGGGGAGUACCUGCGUGAGCAUCUUCCCCGCCUAUCUGGAGAUCAAUAUUCCGAGGACCUGAAAAGCCUGGUUGCUUUCUGUCUGGAAGAUGAUCCGACAAAGCGCCCCUCCAUCGAGCAGAUUCAGCAACAUCCCUAUAUCCUCAACACAGAAACCCAAUAUCCAACUUCAUCUCUUGCGGCCUUUGUCAAGGCAUUCAAGCUUUGGGAGGAUCGUGGUGGGAGCAGAAAGUCCCUGUUUGCGGGGUUUGGCGCCCAGGCACCAGCAGACCUUGACUCUACUUCUCUUGCAGCUGAUGAGUGGAACUUCUCAACAACACUUGCGUUUGAUGAACAACUUCAAAGCGAGAGAGAUGGUACAUCAGAAAUCGAAGCUGUGCGAGAUGUGUAUGGCAUGGCCUUUGACUUUCCAAGCUUCAGUGGUGAGGAUACAGCUCGCCCCAAAGCAAAAGGGCGCCGCCGCCCACCGCCCCAGGCUUUAGCCGCUAUGAAAGCUCCUCUAGAAAAGGUCUUUGACCCCAAUACUAUCUCUAAUUACGAUGAGAAUUCUCGCGCAUACUAUGGCCGUCCUACGAUGCCGCCACCUUCUGAACCGCCUAUAUCCGAUCUUCCCCUCCGCGAUGAUUCGCUUCACGCAACGCUCAGAGAGUCACUCAUAGAUCUAGAUGCCUCGCUAGGCGGAGAAGAACUUUCUAGCUUUGCCGAUAUGGGCACUAUCAAACCCGCUCCCGGCCCUGGCCCUCGUGCUUCCAUGGACAAUAACUGGUCAUUUGCAUCUGCUGCAGAGCCUGUAUCACACAACCGUGCCCCUCUAAGCGAUCCAGCAGAUCUCAAUAACGGGCGACAUGCACCGGAUUGGUCUUGGCCUACUAACAUCCCGCCAGCCUCUGCGAAUCCCGAGUUCUCGCACUUUCAAUUCGGCGAGGAGCGCCCCAGACUGCUUCAUCAUGAAACAGAGCCCGCUGGGUUGCCCUCGCAGGGAUACGAUCUAGAAGUACCCCGGAGUGUAAAUGAUCGUAUGUCCGUUGGUAGCUUGAUCGACCUUGACAUGAGCAUGCCGGAACCAAAUGCGCCAGAACUAAAUCGGCCGUCGACCUCACAUUCGGACGUUGGCUCAAUUGCUAGCUCAGAGAUGGGCGGCGUCGGCCCAUUCGAUCUAGAACGCCAUGCCUCUGUAUAUGCUCCCCUCCCCCUCACCACCCGAGAACCAUCAAUCUAUGUGUCCGAGGACUCGGAAUAUGCCCAGCGUAUUGCGCGAGCAACCCAACCAGAGUCAGAAGACCCACCUGAUCAUGCGGAGAAUGGCAACUACAGUGUCCAACUACCGUUUGUCGAACCGCCAGCUUUGCACGUCCUAGAGGGACGGGCCUCUGGAGCGGAAGUAGCAGAAGAGAUGAGGAGACUAAUUGGAAGUCUCGGGGAGCACCUGUCCAUGAUAGGCGAGCAGGUGGCGGAGAUGGAUGCCCGGCGGGCUGGGGGCCACCUUACCCGUGAUGAUUAGAUAGCUAGAUAUUUUCACAGAAAAGCGUGUUUCAUGUACACGGGCUUCAUGUCUGUAUUGGAGUUAAUAGGUAGAUACCAGGUCUGAAGGAAAUAAAGUUCGUUCAGCAUUCGCAAUUCUCAAAGUAGAAUGUAAAGGUACCUUGCACUUAAGACG